This is a messenger RNA of Heterocephalus glaber (naked mole-rat), 5604 nucleotides long. It is a transcript of the gene Creg2, whose product is annotated as cellular repressor of E1A stimulated genes 2. NCBI's taxonomy places the organism in Eukaryota, Metazoa, Chordata, Mammalia, Rodentia, Bathyergidae. The record is from RefSeq and is a predicted model, not a curated record.
GGGGCGCUGCUGUCCCCGCCGGUCCCCGCCGGUCCCCGCAUCCGGAGGCUGCAAAAUGUCCCCGCGCCUCCUGGGCUGGCUGCUGUGCUUCGGCGCGCUGCUGUCGCCGGCCGCGGGCUACGUGCUUGUGAGCUCGGUGUCCUGGGCCGUCACAAACGAGGUGGACGAGGAGCUGGACAGCGCUUCCACAGAGGAGGCGCUGCCCGCAUUGCUGGAGGACCCGGGCGGUCUCUGGCAGCGCAGCUUCCCCGCCGCGGCGCACGAGGACGGUGCCCCCCGCGCCCCGCCGCGCCCCGCGCCCCCCGGGAUGUUCUCCUACCGCCGCGAGCGCCGCCCAGCGCCCCCCGCCACGCCCGCGCCCCCCGGGCCCCAGCCGCGCGCCCGCCUCGCCCGCUCGCUGGCCCACGCGAGUUCCUGGGCCUGCGUGGCCGCCGUGGCAGCGCGCGACAAGAUCCAGGGACUGCCGUUUGGGAGCUGCCUGCUCAUCAGUGAUGGUCCCUUCAACAACAGCACUGGGACACCUUUCUUCUACGUGACCGCCAAGGACCCCGUGGUGGCUGACCUGAUGAAGAACCCCAUGGCCUCACUGAUGCUGCCAGAGUCGGAAGGGGAGUUCUGCAGAAAAAACAUUGUCGAUCCAGAAGAUCCUCGCUGUGCCCGGUUAACCCUCACUGGCCAAAUGAUUACAGUGACUCCAAAAGAAGUCGAAUUUGCCAAGCAAGCCAUGUUUUCAAGGCACCCCGGGAUGAGGAAGUGGCCGCGGCAGUAUGAGUGGUUCUUUAUGAAGAUGAAGAUAGAACAUGUCUGGCUUCAGAAAUGGUAUGGAGGUGUAUCCAACAUUUCAAGGGAGGAAUAUUUCAAAGCAGUUCCCAGGAAGGCCUGAGGGAGUAAGAAGAAAGUCCUCAGUGUUUGCAGUAAAAUGAAGAUCUUUUAAUGACGCUAUAGGAAAGCUCCUGGCUGCUGUCUCUUAGUUGAGGGGUUCCUAACUGACUGAUAGUCCCUACAGCAGAAUGAGCGAGGGUAAACAGAAACCCUGUGCUAAACUGUGUUCCAAGGAGUCAUCUGCAGACCCCUUGUCCCGCAGAGACUCCACAUGGACAGUCUGCUUAUGUAGUGUUCAAUCCAGACUCACCUAGUUGGAAGUCAUUUUUGUAGGUUGUCAAAAUGGCACAUCAAGACUGUUGUUGUUCCUUUCUUUAAGAAAAAAAUUAUGCCUGUCAUACAAUGUGAUUGCUUUGUACUGUGGGAGCAUUUUUGUUGCUUGCUGUGCCAAAAGCAGUAUCUUGGAUCUAAGCUCACUCCAACCACAGAGGAGCUCAAUGUGCAUCACACAGCUGAAGUACUGUGUUUAAGGUGAGGCUGGAAGACUACGGUGGAUGACUUGCCAUACUUCUGCAUGGCCAAUGCAUUACUGAAUCAUGUUUGCUAGAAUGCAUUGGUCACUUACAAAGUAUCUUCCCCACUGUAACACGAUAAACAGCAUAAGAAUCUGCAGUUUUGUGCACAAAACUGUAUAAGCAGGCCAUGAGAGAACACUAAAGAGAGUGGAGUAGAUUUUGCAUCAAGCUUCCAAGAUCCCAGCUGCUCACAUUUCUGAGAGCUCCUCUCUUGCAUGCAUGAGGAGUGGCAUCUAAAAUAAGAACACCUCCUUGCGUGAUGUGCAGAGAUGUGAGAAGGUGAAACUAGGGAAGCAAAGGCAAUGUGUAAAAGUAGAUGGAAAGUAGUCUGUACCAAGGGCCUGAUCUCUGCCCAGCCCUGGGCCAGACCCUAAUAGACACUAUCUCAUUUAGCCCUGCAUCCAGUAAUGUGCUUGUCAUUGUCACCACUUAAAAGGAGACUGAGGCUCAGAGAGGGCAAGUCAGCAUCCCAUGGUCAAUCCCAUGGUCACACUCUGCAGCUCGCUGCACACAAUGGGUGGGUGGUACCUUCAGACCUUCCAGUUUUAAGAACAGAAGAAUUGCUAAAAUGCAUAGAGUCAUUGAACCAGAAAAAGCAGUAGAGUGAUUGUAGAAGAGAAUGACUAACCUGCCUGGACAUGAGCAUCACUGCUUUGCAGGGGGAGGGGGUCUCUGAAAUUUGGUUCUUACUACGUAUUUUAAAUUUUCUGCAAAUUAUUUUCUGGAGCUCCUGGUGUUUGCAAGAAACUAGACUGCACCAGUGUACACACUCAAGGCCCGCAUGUACCUCCGUGUGCAUAUCCAGGACUUCUUAUAAUAGAAAUCUACAAAGGAUCUAGUGGUAUCCAACUUUUCUGUCUUCACAGCAACAAGCUCUCUUUGGUGGGCUAUGUAUGUUAAAUAAUAUAACAGCAUAUCACUAAUAUAAGAAAUACACAUUCUUAAAAUAAGUGAAAGUGUUAUUAAUGAUUAUAUUUUAAUUUUUCUUAACAAAAUAAGACAUGAAGAGAGUUUGAGUUGUCAAAAUAUAUUUUAAGUGCCUAUUACUAAAAACAUAGUAAGAUGCACAAUAUUCUUUUAUUUGUCAUAGGCUCUCAAAAGAGUUCCUAACAAUUGCACUCUCUAAUGCAUAAGAAUAAGUCAACUCUUUGAGGGUAUUUUGUAUUUUCAGGCUUUAAAAUUAUUGGUAAACCCAAUUUAGAGGAUGGGGAGAAACUGGAAGAAUAAGCCACAAGCCCAAAAGUGCUCCAAAAGUCAACCUCAAACCUUAAGUCUUGGAGAAUUACUGCCUCCUGGUCCUGUCUUACAGAUAAUGCUGCUACACUGGGUUUGCUUUUAUAGUCAGUAAUCAGUUUCCCUUUCACUCAGUAAGGGUCCCUGAUGAUUCAAAGUGCUCCAAAGAGCGUCUUCCACUUAUAAUCACUGAUGAAUUUUGUCAGCUAUUUAUCCAAAUUACAGGAAGUGAAAUCAGAAAGGUUGGACUGUAAGAAGUGUUUAAAAUUCAUAGAUUUGAGUCUGAUGAGUCCCAUUCAGGCAAGAGUGUGUCUAGAAAUUUACAUUGAUUAAAAUUUUUAGGACUUUACUAGAAGUUCUAAACACAGCAAUAAGACAAGAAAAAGAAAUAAAAUGUGUAUCAACUGGAAAGAAAGAAAUAAAAGUAUCCCCAUUUAUAGGUAACAUGAUGGUCUACAUAGAAAUUUUCAAAGAAUCUACUUUUUAAAAAUCAAAAAGCCCCUAGCACUAGUAGGUGCAGCAAGGUCUCAGAAUACAAGAUCAGCACCCAAAAUUUACUCACAUUUGAAUGUUCCAGUAAUGAGUAUGUGGCGACCAAAGCUAAAAACAUAAUACCAUUUCUUAGCACUCCAAAGAAGAUGAAAUGCAUGGCUAUAUAAGCUUAACUAAACAUGCACAAGAUUUGUAUGCUGGGAACUCUAAAAUGCCAAUGAAAGAAAUAAAAAUAUCUAAACAAAUGAGAGAUACCAUGUUCAUGGAUUGGAAGGCACAAAAUAGUAAAGAUGUCUAUUCUCCCCAAACUGAUCUCUUAAUUUAAUGCAAUUUCUAUCAAACCCACAGCAAGGUUUUGCAGACAAAUAGAUGCUUAUUGUAAAAAUUAUAUUUAAAGGUUUGGGGCCGGGGAUCUAGCUCAGUGAUUCCACUGCCUGCCUUGCAGGCGCAAGGUCCUGAGUUCAAUCCCCAAUACCAAAAAAUAAAAACUAAAUAUAUUUCAAGGUUUGCAGGAUUUUGAAGAGUUAAAACAAUCUUGAAGGAGAAAUCAUUCCACCCAAUAGAAAGAUUUAUUAAAGAGCGACAACAUUCAAGACAAUGUUAUUAGUGGAUGCAUAAACAUGCAUUUAUAAAGCAGAAGCUGGGCAUGGUGGUGUACGCCUGUAAUCCCAGCACUCAGGAGGCUGAGGCAGGAGGAUUGCUUCAUGUUCAAGGCCAGUCUGAACUAUAUAGUGAGACCCUGUCUCAAGAAACAAACAAACAACAGCAACAAAAAACUGGACACAACCAAAUGUCUAUUAAUCUGGUGACUGGUAAAACACAUUGUGGUACAUCCAUGUCAUGGAAUACUACUCAGUCAUAAAAAGAAGCUAAUUGCUGAUACAGACAACAGCUUGGAUGCAUCUCCAAAGACCUGAGCUAAGUGAGGAAAGCUAACCCUAAAAGUUCACACGUUGUAUGACUCCAGUUAUGUAAUGUUUGAAAUGCAAAAUGAUAGAAAUGGAAAAUAAAUUAGAGAUUGACAAGGAGGAGGCUAGAGAACAAGAGAGAUAGUUUUGACUAUAAAAGGGUAACCCAAAAGAUCCUGGUAAUGAUGGAAAUAUUUGGUAUAACUGAACAAAUCAGUAUAAAAUUCUACUUGCAAAACUGUACUUUAGCAAGAUGCUACCUUGGGGAGAAACUGACUAAAAGGUACAGGGAGGGAGGGUGAUAUUGUUUCGGGGUUUUUUGGUACCAGGAAUUGAACUCAGUACCUUGUGCUUGCCAGGCAGGUGUGGUGCCACUGAAUUAAAUCCUCAGCCCUAUAUUGUUUCUUAAAACUGCAUGUGAAUCUAUAAUGAUCUACCACUAUCUCAGAAUCUACAGUUAUCUCAGAAGGAAAGGUUUAAUAUAAACAAGACUUAAGGUUUCGCUUAAAUAAGACAUUCAGUCUCUUUCCUCUCUCUCUCUCUUUCUCUCUCUCUCUCUCUCUCUCUCUCUCUCUUUCUCUCUCUCUCUCUCUCUGUCUCUCUCAUUGGUCCCUACAGAAAUGAAGAACUGCAGAAAACAGACAUUUCUUCUGUUAUCCAUGUAUAUAUACAUUUGUGGAACAGAUGUAAGAUUUCUGUUAAAGUUUUCUAAAUGUAUUUGAUUUAGUGUUGAGUGCCAAGUAGUCAGAAUUCAACAGGGGGUGAGGGUGUAGUUCAUCGGUUGUGUGCUUGCCUACCAUAUGUGAGGUCCUGGGUUCCAUCCCCAGCAUCACAUAAAAGAACUGGACAAAUCUGCCCUAUAUAUUUUACAUGGCACCCUUAGGAGAGGCAGAUGUCUUCAUCUGAUGUAGACAUGUUGAGUGAGCUUUAGGUGUAUAUAAGUAUCCAUGUCUUUAUAUAGUGAUUCUCCACUGAAGUUUAUACAAAGAACUAUAUUUCCAGUAAUCUUCCUCUAAGUAUUCUGGGAAACAGUUCUUUGUUUUCUGUGAAUAAACUAAUUACAGUAUAUCCAGCCCCCUAUGUCUUUAUUUACCGAGAAUGAACAUGUUUGUGAGACCAGUGUGUAGCUAAUUCUGCUGAUGCUUAUUUCCAGACACCUUGUUUCACAUUGAUUCCUUGUAACAGAGUUGUUUGGGAAUUGAAAUGUACUUCUAGUCUUUCCAAAAAGUCUGUAUUUCAUUCUUAGUACCUUAACUGUCAAACACUGUUUUAAACAAUUUAUUGACACUUAUUUGAUUGCUAUCUCAAGUCAAUUAUGAAAACUUUGAAUUGCAAUGACGUUACUGUUUGUACUAUGUAAUUCAUGCGUGUAGAGUUUAAAAUCUGUUUUCAGAACUAGAUAUGUCUCUUUCACCAAAGACUAUUUCAUUCUUGAUACGGUUUCUGUGCUUGAACAGUUUCUGUGUUUCAAUGAAAUUAUGAUAUUUAUGUAUGUAUAAUAUGAUAUUUAUAUAUAGUCAUUUCCUGUAAUGUUACAAAUAAACAUUAUUAGAUUUCUAAGAAAAUAGAAGGUA